Molecule: messenger RNA, 939 nt
Organism: Dovyalis caffra
Lineage: Eukaryota; Viridiplantae; Streptophyta; Magnoliopsida; Malpighiales; Salicaceae
Source: the annotation of a GenBank genome assembly
AUGGAAUAUCAAGUUGUAGAUGUGGCUGUUCAUGUGAUUGAGAAUAUGGACUCAGUUAUUGUGGUAAUUCCAAUAAGGUUGAAGGAACUUGGGAUGAGUUACCGGGGCUUGAGGGGUGGAAUUCAUAAAGAAUUUCUUUCUAAGCCAGCCAGCACUGGUGCAAUGGACCAGCAAGGCCAUGGUCAGCCUCCAGCAGUAGGCAUGGUUGGAAGUACAGCUCCGAUUCCUUAUGGCAUAACUUCAUAUCAACCUAACCAGAUGAUGGGACCUUCUGCAGCUGGAUCACUUCAAUCUCCUACUCAGCCAGCAGUUCUCGCUGCUUCUUCAGCUCAGCUUGCUCAACACCAGCUUGCUUACCAACACAUCCACCAGCAACAGCAGCAACAGUUGCAGCAACAACUUCAAACUUUCUGGACAAAUCAGUAUCAAGAAAUUGAGCAGACUACUGAUUUUAAGAACCAUAGCCUGCCCUUGGCUAGGAUUAAGAAGAUUAUGAAGGCAGAUGAAGAUGUAAGGAUGAUAUCAGCUGAAGCUCCUGUCAUAUUUGCCAGGGCCUGUGAGAUGUUUAUUUUAGAACUGACCUUGCGGUCUUGGAAUCACACAGAGGAGAACAAAAGGAGAACACUCCAAAAGAAUGAUAUUGCUGCAGCAAUUACAAGAACUGAUAUUUUCGAUUUUCUGGUUGAUAUUGUCCCUAGGGAGGAUUUGAAAGAUGAGGUGUUAGCAUCGGUCCCAAGAGGGAGUCUUCCAGUUGGAGGUCCACCUGAUACUCUUCCUUACUAUUACAUGCAACCUCAGCUUGCCUCCCAGGUCUCUGCUCCAGGGAUGACUGUAGGAAAGCCUGUGGCGGAUCAAGCUCUUUAUGGCCAACAGUCUCGCCCUUAUGUGGCACAACAGGUUUGGCCACAUCAAACACAGCAGCCACCUGAAGAUUCCUGA